CACAUGGGACAGAAAUCAACUCACGGGGUGUAGGGAAAUACCGACGGAAAAGCAAGCAAAGAGAAACUUCUUCAGAUAUGAGCUGUACUGUCCAAACUGCUUUUUAGUCACUUGCCCAAGAAUUUUAUUUCUUUUUUUUUUUUUUUUCUUAAGACAUUAAGAAAAGUGCUUAUAUUUGUUUGAAGAUAAAUUUGAUAAUGAAAUUGAGUGUGGGGAUAUUUUUUGGAGGCUUCUUUGCAGCUUUGGGGGUUUUGCUUUUCUUGGUGGCAUUUGGAACUGACUAUUGGCUUCUUGCUACGGAAAUAGGAAGAUGUUCAAAAGGACCUGAGGAUGCUGGGGAAGAGAAGGCCACUUUCCAUCAUGAAGGUUUCUUCUGGAGAUGUUGGUUUAGUGGAGAUGCAGAAGAGAAUAAUGCUAGCAUGUGGAAGUUCUGGUACACCAACCAGUCACCUUCUAAGAAUUGCACACAUGCUUACCUCUCACCAUUUCCUCUUAUCCGAGAUGAACACAACUCAACCUCCUAUGACUCUGCAAUCAUUUAUCGAGGUUUCUGGACAGUUCUUAUGCUCCUGGGAGUGGUCACUAUUGUGAUGGCUAGUUUCUUCAUCAUCUGUGCAGCUCCUUUUGCCAGCCAUGUCCUGUACAAAGCAGGAGGAGGCCUUUUCAUCAUUGCUGGUACCUUGUUUUCACUCGUAGUUGUGAUGUAUGUCAUCUGGGUCCAGGCGAUGGCUGAUUUGGAAAACUACAUAAAUAUGAAAAAAAUGGAGUGCCCAGACUUUGCAGUUUAUGUACGCUAUGGCUGGUCUUUCAUGCUGGCUCCUAUAGGAGUAUUUUUUGCUUUAUUAGCAGGAAUGCUUUUCUUGUUAAUAGGACGUACCAUUUAUUUGCACUCAGACUAGUCAUACCUAGCUAAAGGGAAUACUGGAAUCGUAGUGAGACGUCAUGACAAUUUAAAACUGGAAUUUUAUACAUUAUUACCGUUACAGCAAUCCUAAGUAUGCAGGCACACUUCUGGAAUUUUUUCUGUUACUUGUUUAAGGGUAAAGGACACAAAAGCUCAAUACAGGGAGAAACAACCUUCAGCCCUAGCUAGCUUCUUUUAAUUCUUUAGAAAAUGCACACAUAGUUUUCCAUGCAGUACUAUUAGUAGCAUUAGAUAAUUUUGCAAACAGAAGAAGGCAAAAAUAUUCUGCAACCAAAAGCCCAACAUAAAACAGGCCAAAUAAAGAUUUUAUACAUUUGUUUUUUAGUAUUUGUCUUGUACUUCUGCUUGUGGAGACUGGUGCAAGAUGGAGAGAAAAAAAAUAUUCACACACAGUAAUUCAAUCCAUCUCCUCUCCUGUUUUCCACUACUUGCCUUAGCUUUAAUACAAGCAAACAUGUCUGCACUUAAAAAUAGAGUGCAGUUGUUCAUGUGGCAUCCAUGUGAAGAAGGCAAGAAGGAAGACAGUUUCAGUGAACAGCAAUUUGGUGUUAGUCUGUACAUGUAAAAGCAUAACUGCUUCUAUUACAUGCUUUUCUGUAUGCAUAUGAAAGAUGUAUACUUUUAUAACCUGAAAUCCGUGUUUGUUUGUUGCAUGAUUCUGUAAGCCAAAAUGCCAUAGUUAAAGCACUAGCUAAAGUUAUGCCAAAAUUGUUCUUUGAAUUAUAGUGUUCAUAUUUUAAUCAAGUUUUAACACUUCUAUUUUUGGAUGGAAUAAUUGACUUCUCUGAUACAUAUUUUCUUGGUUGUGUAGAUUUAAGUAGAAGGGGAGAAAAUGCAAAAUGAUGUUUUUAUUAAAAAGGAUUUAUUGUGAAAACAAUAUCCAGACCAUGAAAAUAUAUAUGUUUUAUGUAGCUUUCAUUUUCUUAAAUAUUAAAAAUCUGCAUUAUAGACCAAAUCUUGCUUGCCUACUGGUCAUCCCAAUGAAACUAAUUAAAACAGCUAAGACAGCAGAAGGAGAAAGAUUGGAUUCUGUAUUGUAGUAGUGGCUGGUGUAUGUACAUGCAUAUGUAUGGAAGAUGGGGUGAAGAUGCGACUAUAUGCAUGGUAUGGAAAAGUAGGGGUGAUGUAUUAACAAUUUGGUUAUUUGGCAUUGUGCCCAAGUUGAAAUAAAAUCCAUCUGAGAGUGUA
Rhea pennata is the source of this 2113-nucleotide messenger RNA. RefSeq names its product transmembrane protein 182 (gene TMEM182). Bases 198 to 899 code for a protein of 233 amino acids. The transcript has 5 exons. Gene Ontology annotation, cellular component: membrane. The record is from RefSeq and is a predicted model, not a curated record. Lineage: Eukaryota; Metazoa; Chordata; Aves; Rheiformes; Rheidae.